AUGGCUACUCAGGCGCCAACCCAGGGCGCUGGCACGGCCAACUCCUAUGCAGGACAACCUGCAACAUCACCAGCUGGUCCUCCUGCCGCGACUACGGCUGCAACUGGCACCACUGGAGGCGCCAUGUCAAACCAGAAUCUGAACCAGAUAGUUACCGAUUACUUACUCAAGAGAGGCUUCAAUAGGACAGAAGAGGUUUUCAGACAGGAGUCAAAACACUUGGGCAAUGACGGAAAACCAGUCCAACAGCUGGCAAAUUUAGGUCCAAAGAAGUACUCGAGGGCGUUUCGACUAUUGAGAGACUGGGUCGAGAACAACCUCGAAAUCUACAAGUUUGAGCUAUCAAAGCUUCUCUGGCCGACAUUUGUUUACUCAUUUAUCGAGCUGGUCGGGAAUGGAUACACAGAAGAGGGCAAGCUAUUUCUCAAAGAAAUCGGCCAGCAUUUCCAAGCGUCCCACGCGGAUGAUUUAAAAACGUUUUCAACCAUCACGCUUCCACAGCAUACAAACGAGAACCCUAUUACCAAGUUAUACAAAGAGAACAAAUAUCGCAUCCCCCUAAACCAACACGCGACUGGCGACCUUUUCAACUUUCUUGAGCGCGAGUCUGACCAGGGUGGAUCUGUGAUUCGACAACUGCUCGUCUCAUAUUGUCAGAUUGAUUCAACAGCUCGCGGGCCUAUCACGCCAUUUAGUUUUGAAGCAGUGUUUAGAAAGAGUAAAAAUUUGGAAAUUGAGGAGGUGGACACCAAGGAAGGUAUCCCAGGUGUCAACAUCGGCUUGUCUAACAAGGACAUUUUGGAUCCGGCUGCACCUCUCAGCCUCGGCCCUCUACCUAUGGAUACGGAUCUUCGCGAUGAUAUCCGAGCCGAAAUCGAAGAUGAGGAACGACGAAAUCCUCUGGCCCCUGGUGGAACCAGUCUCCUGGAGGAGCUUGACCAAAAGAUAAAGCGAGAGGAGAGUGCAGAUGCCCCGAGCCGAGCCGAUCUACCUCUACCACCAUCUCGCCCACGAGACAUUAUGCUUGAAAUGCAAAAGCUACGGGAAAACAGAGACAGGUUCAAAAUUGAGGGUCGAACAGGCGGUGUGGGCGUCCCCGUCAGCGCUUGCAUGUUUACUUUCCACAACACAUUUGGGAGUGUGUCAUGUAUGGAGUUUUCCGAUGAUGGACAGCUCGCGGCCGUGGGUACCAGCGAAUCCUAUAUUCGCGUCUGGUCCUUAGAUGGCAAGGCUCUCCCCAGCUCAAAUGCUCACGAGAAGGGUGCCAAGUUCAACAGCCGGAAACUGAUUGGGCACUUUGGUCCCGUAUAUGAUAUUUCUUUUUCCGAUUCUGCUUCGGGACCUCCCCAAAAGCUGUUUGGUGAUGAAGGACGACAGAACGCGGCGAUUGAUGGGCGACCAAAGUUGCUGCUGUCAUGUUCAGGGGAUGGGCAAAUCCGGCUCUGGUCUCUGGAGUCGUGGACCUGCCUAUGCGUUUACAAGUCACACGACGGACCUGUCUACAGGGCGCAAUGGGGCCCACACGGACAUUACUUUUUAACCGGUGGCUACGACAAGGUUGUCCGAGUUUGGAUGCAGGAUCAUGCAUCGCCUCAGCGUCUCCUUGUUGGACACGACACCUCCAUCUCGGCUAUUGCAUGGCACCCUAACGGAUUGUACGUCUUUUCGGCGUCAGACGAGACGGACAAGUCUGUCCGCAUGUGGUCGGUGGUGACAGGAGCCUGCGUAAGAGUCUUUACUGGGCACACCGAACAUGUCAGCUCUCUAGAAUGUGCCCCCAAUGGCAAGAUUCUGGCCAGCGCAGACGUUGCGGGCAAUAUCUUCUUUUGGGAUCUGGUCAAGGGGACUCGCAUAAAGCGCUCUCGCGGCCACGGCAAAGGCGGCGUCUGGUCCCUCAGCUUCAGCGUUGAGUCCAACAUCCUUGCCUCUGGUGGCCAAGAUGGCACGGUUCGGUUGUGGGACGUCGAAUCACCAGCAGACCCUCACAAGGCUGCUCAGCAGGCCGGCCUGGAGGCUGCCACUGCCGGUACCGACUUGGCAAUUGGCGGCCCCAACGGGGAAGCAUCAAGAAUCAACGCCGGACCUUCAGGCCAACCGACUAACGCCGGCACCACCACGGGCCCCAAGAAGAAGAGCAAGGAGGUGAUGAUUACUCCGGAUCAAAUCUCUGCUUUUCCCACGAAGAAGACGCCCGUGAUCAAUGUCAAGUUUACUCGAAUGAAUCUCGUCAUAGCAGGCGGAUGUUACGAUCCUGACAGGUAGAGCGAAACAUGGCAUGGUAUGAAGGGGAAUUGCCGGCAAUUAUUGGGGUAGUAAUGCGACUGAACAUGAGUUGCGCAUCCGCGACACAAAUCUAGAGGUCUCUAUGACGGCAAUCGAGUAAAUUGCAGCAGCUACAGUGCCAAAGGGAUAAAGUGCUUGGCAGGAGGCAACAUGAUUGGGAUGGACUGGGAAUUGGUGUACAGCUAUAGGUAUCGUUUGGUUUCAGGAAUAAUUAUUUAGAUCAAAACUUGAUGCGUUGUAAUGGCAGCUGAUUACUGCCAGGGCGUCAUGGGGGCACGAAUCUGCCUGGAUAAUAACAAUGGAAAGUUGGAGCUAAGGGGACGUGAAGAGAUGUUAGGGAGCAGUCAACUUACAGAUAGUCAGCGAACAAAGACUGCGUGUUUAUACCCGCAUCUUGUACCAAAUAAAGAACAAUCCUUCUUUUCGU
Trichoderma virens Gv29-8 is the source of this 2710-nucleotide messenger RNA. RefSeq lists its product as uncharacterized. Gene Ontology annotation, cellular component: transcription factor TFIID complex. Gene Ontology annotation, biological process: transcription initiation at RNA polymerase II promoter. Gene Ontology annotation, molecular function: protein binding; RNA polymerase II general transcription initiation factor activity. Bases 1 to 2262 code for a protein of 753 amino acids. NCBI's taxonomy places the organism in Eukaryota, Fungi, Ascomycota, Sordariomycetes, Hypocreales, Hypocreaceae. The record is from RefSeq and is a predicted model, not a curated record. The transcript is spliced from 4 exons.